Messenger RNA from Asparagus officinalis (garden asparagus), 739 nucleotides. Its product is annotated as U-box domain-containing protein 18-like. The transcript has a single exon. Gene Ontology annotation, molecular function: protein binding. NCBI's taxonomy places the organism in Eukaryota, Viridiplantae, Streptophyta, Magnoliopsida, Asparagales, Asparagaceae. Gene Ontology annotation, cellular component: nucleus; cytoplasm. The annotation marks the transcript as partial. The record is from RefSeq and is a predicted model, not a curated record.
CUCCCUGGAGCCAUACCAGCAUUAGUAAACUUGCUGAAUAAAGGAACUUACAGAGGCAAGAAGAACGCCAUUGUCGCGCUCUUUGGCCUUCUACUGUUCCCUGGCAACCAUCCUAGGGUUUUGGCUACAGGAAUUAUACCGAUUCUCAUCGAUCUGCUGAUUGAUGAAAGGGAAGAUCUUGUUAAUGAUUGUGUCGGGGUUCUUGCAAAGAUUGCAGAGAGAAGAGAAGGAACCAAGAUGAUAUUAAGAUCGUCCUCCGAUGUGCUUCAAAAGCUUGUUCAGGUACUUCAUUCAGCUUCAUCUCGCUCUGGAAAAGAGUACUCGGUUUCUUUGAUGCUGUUUCUAUGUCUCAAUGGGGGUCAAAAGGUAAUCAAGCAGUUAGACGGCUUGCCACUGUUGAUGCCUUCGCUGUAUUCUAUCAUCGCUGGAGGGCCACCACAAGCUUCGAAGAAGGCGAGAACGCUGAUCAAUCACAUUCAUCAGAUUUAUGAUCAAGAUCAAGAUCAAGAUCAAGAUCACUCCAUUUCUGCGCUCACUUCGCCAUUGCAUGAUCAGAUGGUUCAUGCUCUCUAGUCUGUAUAUGUAAAUUUGGUCUACUUUUUUUUGUGAUCCCAGCUCGAAAUUUUUACACAGAGCUGAGAUAUAUGUAGUGUGAUAUAGACAUACAAGAGUGUAUAUAUGUACAAAAUGUAAGGCUUGCGAUUUUUUGAUGUAUAUAUUCGUAAUAAUUAAAGACUGU